AUGUCCCUAGUUCCAUUCACUUUCCUUCCAUUAGUAUUAGUUUUAGCGUUUUCCAACUUCUGUACCUUAACUGCUAAUCGCUGCAAAAUCUCUAACAGAAACCUUACUGAAUCCUCCUGCCCAUUGAACUUCGAUGUUCUUCGCAAACUCGCCAUUGAUGUCCCUAUAAGGCUUGCUCUUGUCCAUGUGCCUAGUCAAUGUCAGCAUAUACAGAAAGGAAUUCUUUUCGUUCGAUCAGAGUACCUUCGAACCAGUGGGCACUUUGUUCCUCCUCCUGAAACUUUUCAGGCAUGUUGGGAAUCAUAUCGGUGCUUAGUUGCCGACUUCUUACAUGGUUUCGAUAUCCAGUCCACUUGUGGGUAUCAUCCAGAAUGGAUAUCGGACACUUAUAUCAACAUUACAACUCGGCCACAAUUUGAGAGCCUAAUUCCCAGGUCCGAAUUGCAGGAACUGAGGCUUUCUUGUAACCAAUCUUUGGAAAAUGGUUUCGUUUGUCAAUCUUGUAUCCACAAGGUGUCGAGCAUUCAGAAACUGUUCCUCCAGGGUCCUGAAACAGAGAAUACCUCGGAUUCUUCUGAUUACUUGUUUAUGUACGCGGCUGCUUUUAGCAAUAAACUUGGUCUGAGGGAUCCAGCAACUGCGAAAUGCUUGUUCAGGCUUGAAUUUUCUAUGAGGUUGAACUUCUUCAAUAAGAAGCACAAGUCUGUAAUUUCUGGUGGUGUUUUAGGUUGCAUUAUUGGGGUCUUGGGGGCCCCAAUUACAGUGUGGUUGUUCUGGACGCUGCACAAGAAAUGCGGGAAAGAAAGGAACAAUUCUGUUAAUAAAGAUGAGGCUGGUUUGGACCUUGGAUUAGGACUGCAUGCAAGAAGUACCAGUUUAACCAAAUUCAAAAUCGAUGAAAUUAGGAUUGCUACGAUGAAUUUCUCAAGACAUAAUAUUAUUGGGAAGGGAAAUUAUGGAAAUGUUUACAAGGGGUUAUUACCUGAUGGAUCUGAAGUUGCGUUCAAGAGAUUCAAGAACUGUUCAGCUUCUGGUGAUGCAAUAUUUGCACAGGAAGUGGAAAUCAUUUGUAGUGUUAAGCAUGUCAAUCUUGUAGCUUUAAGAGGCUACUGUAAUGCAACAGUUCCUAUGGAAGGUCACCAACGAAUUAUUGUCUAUGAUCUGAUGCACAAUGGAAGCCUCUAUGACCAUCUAUUCGGGUCAGGAAUGAAGAAGCUAAGCUGGCCAAUUCGUCAGAAGAUCGCCCUGGGAACAGCUCGUGGAUUGGCUUAUCUACACUAUGGGGUACAUCCUGCAAUCAUCCACAGGGAUAUAAAAGCUAGUAAUAUACUUCUGGAUGAGACAUUUGAGCCAAAGGUGGCAGAUUUUGGCUUGGCAAGGUUCAAUUCACAGGGAAUGUCACAUUUGAGCACCAGGGCAGCUGGGUCUCUUGGCUAUAUUGCUCCAGAAUAUGCCUUAUAUGGCAAGUUAACCGAAAGAAGCGAUGUUUACAGCUUCGGGGUUGUGCUUCUUGAGCUGCUGAGUGGAAGGAAAGCCUACCAAAAUGAUGAAGGAAAAGUUUCCCUCUUGACAGAUUGGGCAUGGAAGCGGGUGAAGGAAGGCAAAUCAUUGGAUGUUAUCGAAGAAAAAAUGCCUGAAAUGGAGUCCCCAGAAGUGAUGGAGCUACAUGUUCAUAUAGCAGUGAUUUGUGCUCAUCCAAUAUUAUUUGCCAGGCCAACAAUGUAUCAGAUUGUGAAGAUGUUGGAAACCAAACUGCAGCUGGUUCCAUCAACUCUUGGAGCUUAUAUUGGUGGUUCUAACAGUGUGAUUAACCCUGUCAGCUCAGGUUAUAUGUCCUGUUCUUCCAUCACAAGUGAUGAUCGAAAUUUGGAUAACAGGGAUACACGAGAAAGCUUCACAGUGACAAUUGUCCAGUGA
This is a messenger RNA of Hevea brasiliensis (rubber tree), 1917 nucleotides long. RefSeq names its product probable LRR receptor-like serine/threonine-protein kinase RKF3. Gene Ontology annotation, molecular function: ATP binding; protein kinase activity. NCBI's taxonomy places the organism in Eukaryota, Viridiplantae, Streptophyta, Magnoliopsida, Malpighiales, Euphorbiaceae. The record is from RefSeq and is a predicted model, not a curated record. The transcript has a single exon. Bases 1 to 1917 code for a protein of 638 amino acids. Gene Ontology annotation, biological process: protein phosphorylation.